Molecule: messenger RNA, 1333 nt
Organism: Telopea speciosissima
Lineage: Eukaryota; Viridiplantae; Streptophyta; Magnoliopsida; Proteales; Proteaceae
Product: mannose-1-phosphate guanylyltransferase 1
Exons: 5
Coding region: 162-1247 (361 amino acids)
Biological process (GO): cell wall mannoprotein biosynthetic process; GDP-mannose biosynthetic process
Cellular component (GO): cytoplasm
Molecular function (GO): mannose-1-phosphate guanylyltransferase (GTP) activity; GTP binding
Source: RefSeq, a predicted model, not a curated record
UAAACCUCUUGGUUCAACAGUAACCGUUCGAGCAGCUUACACGCUUGUAUAUUCCCUACGGUUCGUUUACAAAGUUCAGAUCGUUGCCGGGAAAAGGGACCGGAAUCCCAUUUCCCGUCUAAAGUCCGAACGAAUUUCCGGGAAAGGCAGGGAUUUUCACGAUGAAGGCACUUAUUCUUGUUGGAGGGUUUGGAACACGGUUGAGGCCAUUGACACUUAGCUUCCCAAAGCCACUGGUUGAUUUCGCUAACAAACCUAUGAUUCUGCAUCAGAUAGAAGCUCUGAAGGCUAUUGGAGUUACUGAAGUGGUUUUGGCCAUCAAUUACCAACCAGAGGUGAUGCUUAACUUCUUGAAGGAAUUUGAGACGAGGCUUGGGAUUAAGAUCACUUGCUCACAGGAGACUGAACCACUUGGAACUGCUGGUCCUCUGGCUUUGGCUAGGGACAAACUGAUUGAUGGUUCUGGUGAGCCUUUUUUUGUCUUGAACAGUGACGUUAUCAGUGAGUACCCCCUCAAAGAAAUGAUUGACUUUCACAAAAGCCAUGGAGGCGAGGCUUCCAUUAUGGUGACCAAGGUGGAUGAGCCAUCCAAAUAUGGUGUUGUGGUUAUGGAAGAUUCAACAGGGAAGGUUGAGAAAUUUGUAGAAAAGCCAAAAUUAUUUGUGGGUAACAAGAUCAAUGCUGGAAUUUACCUCUUGAAUCCAUCUGUACUUGAUCGUAUAGAACUGAGGCCAACAUCAAUUGAGAAAGAGGUGUUCCCCAAGAUUGCAGCAGAGCAGAAGCUCUAUGCGAUGGUCCUUCCUGGAUUCUGGAUGGAUAUUGGACAACCAAAGGAUUACAUAACUGGACUGAGACUCUACCUGGAGUCCUUGCGGAAGAAAUCCUCAUCAAAGUUGGCCUCUGGGUCUCACAUAGUUGGAAAUGUUCUGGUAGAUGAGAGUGCUGUGAUCGGAGAGGCAUGUCUGAUAGGGCCAGAUGUUGCCAUUGGACCAGGAUGUGUGGUCGAAUCAGGUGUCAGACUCUCCCGUUGUACAGUGAUGAGAGGGGUUCGUAUUAAAAAACAUGCAUGCAUCUCCAGCAGCAUCAUUGGUUGGCACUCCACAGUUGGCCAGUGGGCUCGUGUUGAAAACAUGACUAUCCUUGGAGAAGAUGUUCAUGUUUGUGAUGAAAUCUACAGCAAUGGAGGUGUGGUCCUGCCUCACAAGGAGAUCAAGAGUAGCAUUCUGAAGCCAGAGAUAGUCAUGUGAGGGUGAACAUGCAGUUAAGAUCAGAUGUUCAGUGUCUAGUGUUUAUAUAGUUGUCUUUCCUUCCUUGAAAUGUGAAAGAACUUUUU